This is a messenger RNA of Ricinus communis (castor bean), 2179 nucleotides long. RefSeq names its product diacylglycerol kinase 1. Bases 329 to 1918 code for a protein of 529 amino acids. The transcript is spliced from 13 exons. Gene Ontology annotation, molecular function: ATP-dependent diacylglycerol kinase activity. NCBI's taxonomy places the organism in Eukaryota, Viridiplantae, Streptophyta, Magnoliopsida, Malpighiales, Euphorbiaceae. The record is from RefSeq and is a predicted model, not a curated record.
CCACACCAAAUCAUUAAACUACCAACUACUCUCGUCCCUUUGUGUGAGCAGCAGGUGCCAAACACGCGCAGCCAUUUCCGUCUUCGCUCCAAUUCGCUUCGUUUGAAAUGGUAAAACAGCACAAAACAGAUCAAAAACCGCGUUCUCUUUUAGAAUCUUCUUCUUCUAAAGGAAGCUUUGAAUCAACCAAGAAUCGCUUCACUGCGACUUUUCCUUAUCACGUGAAUAUUCAUCUCUGAUUCUAUAUGCAUAUAUAAUUCCUGUUCUUUUCUUUCCUGGCUAAGUCUUUAAAAUUAUUUGCUCCGUUUGGCCGGCGAGAAAAUCGAGGAUGAGAAAAAUGGAAUUGCGUAACAGCUUUUCACCUAGAUUUAGAGAUCUUAAAGAUUCUUUUCGCGGUUUCAUAUCUAGAAGUCAAGUAGUAGAAGUGGAAAAUGAGAAAUCAGAGAAAGGAAUAGUAAUGAAGGAAUUCUAUAUUCCGGAUUACAUUCUUGUCCCUGGAUCAGAGAUUGAGAAUGUGUAUGGUGAUGAUGAUGAUCAUAAGCCUUCGUGUCCUGUGAUCGUGUUUAUUAACUCUAGAAGUGGGGGCCAGUUAGGAGGGGAACUUCUUGUUACUUAUCGUACUCUUCUGAACAAAAACCAGGUUAUUGAUUUGGGAGAAAAGGCUCCUGAUAAGGUCCUCCAUCAAAUAUAUGCUACCUUGCAAAAACUGAAGAACAAUGGUGAUGAAUUGGCUACUGAGAUUCAGAAACGACUUAGAAUUAUUGUUGCAGGUGGAGAUGGUACAGCUGGUUGGCUACUUGGUGUAGUUUCUGAUCUCAAACUGCCUCAACCUCCACCGAUUGCUACUGUUCCAUUGGGAACUGGAAAUAACCUCCCAUUUUCAUUUGGCUGGGGAAAGAAAAAUCCAGGCACAGACCGUUUGGCUGUAGAAUCAUUCUUGGAACAAGUACGACUUGCUAGGGAAAUGAAAAUUGACAGCUGGCAUAUCAUCAUGAGAAUGAAAUGCCCAAAAGAAGGUUCCUGCGACCCUGUUCCACCCCUUGAACUACCCCAUUCACUGCAUGCAUUUUAUCGUGUCUCUGAAUCAGAUUCAUUAAAUAUGGAAGGUUAUCACACUUUUCGUGGGGGUUUUUGGAACUACUUCAGUAUGGGAAUGGAUGCUCAAGUAUCAUAUGCCUUCCACUCUGAGAGGAAAUUACACCCAGAAAAAUUUAAAAAUCAACUGGUUAAUCAGAGUACUUAUUUAAAACUUGGAUGUACACAAGGAUGGUUCUGUGCCUCUCUUUUUCAUCCUACUUCACGGAACAUAGCACAACUUGCAAAGGUUAAAAUUAUGAAAACAAAAGGUCAAUGGGAGGACCUCAUCAUACCUAGCAGCAUCAGGUCUAUCGUAUGCCUCAACUUACCCAGUUUUUCUGGUGGUCUCAAUCCUUGGGGAAAACCCAGCGGGAGGAAAUUGCAUGAUAGGGAACUGACACCUCCAUUUGUAGAUGAUGGCCUCAUUGAGGUUGUCGGUUUUAGGAAUGCUUGGCAUGGGCUUGUUCUUCUUACUCCAAAUGGGCAUGGGACUCGUCUUGCACAGGCAAGUAGAAUUCGUUUCGAGUUCCAUAAAGGUGCAGCUGACCACACAUUCAUGAGAAUUGAUGGGGAACCUUGGAAACAACCACUCCCUGUUGAUGAUGACACAGUUGUUGUGGAGAUUUCGAAUCACAGCCAAGUGACCAUGCUUGCCACACCAUUAUGUCGAUCCAAAAGUAUACAUGAUCCAGCAUCACCUACUAACAUUGACCAUGAUGAAGAGGAGGAUAAUACUGAUGAAGAUGAUGAAUCUGCUGAAGAUUGGGAAGAACGGAGAAAGUUUGGAGCUGCUGACACUUUCAAAUUUCCAGAUGAUUUUGACAUAUCUCAACUUAGUUAAGCAAGGAACUCGGUGUUCCUUUCAUGUGCCAUUCUCCAUAGUUUUCUACUGCUGAUUAGCCUCAGGUUUUGGUUGCAUUUUAGGUUAUUCCUUUUUCUAUAGUUGAGGACUCCCAUGAUCAGGAGAACCGAAUGCAUUCAGUCACAGUGUACAGCUAAAUAUACUUUCUAUACUAUCUACCCUAGAAAAGAAAAGAUCAAUUUACAGAAUCAUGGGUGGAUGUCUGAACUUUCCCACGAUACUCCACAUCUUACAGUGUUU